Fimicolochytrium jonesii is the source of this 1392-nucleotide messenger RNA. RefSeq names its product peptidyl-prolyl cis-trans isomerase D. The transcript is spliced from 7 exons. Gene Ontology annotation, molecular function: peptidyl-prolyl cis-trans isomerase activity; protein binding. The coding region runs from base 25 to 1284 and encodes 419 amino acids. The record is from RefSeq and is a predicted model, not a curated record. Gene Ontology annotation, cellular component: intracellular membrane-bounded organelle. Lineage: Eukaryota; Fungi; Chytridiomycota; Chytridiomycetes; Spizellomycetales; Powellomycetaceae. Gene Ontology annotation, biological process: protein folding; protein peptidyl-prolyl isomerization.
GAACAUUGGACAAGAUGGAAAGCGAUGGAAGACGCGCGAACCUUACGCGUGAGGGGGGACUCAGCCCGUGAGAACAUAAAUCCGCCCUUCUCCUCCGCCCCGUUUCUCACAACACAACCGCUUCAACCACCAAAGAUGAUCUCCCACACAAGCCCCAACCCACGAACCUACUUCGACAUAACAAUCGGGGGCACCCCCGCCGGCCGCAUCGUCUUUGAGCUCUACAAGGAUGUCGUGCCCAAGACCGCCGAGAACUUCCGCGCGCUGUGUACGGGCGAGGUCAACUCCAAGACUCGCGGGGUGCCGCUGACGUUCAAGGGAAGCGCUUUUCAUAGGGUCAUUAAAGGGUUCAUGAUUCAGGGGGGCGACUUCACAGCGGGCAACGGAACGGGCGGCGAGAGUAUCUACGGCGAAAAGUUCGAGGAUGAGAAGUUCGAAUAUGUGCACGACAAGCCUGGACUUCUCAGCAUGGCGAAUGCUGGGCCAAACACAAAUGGAAGCCAGUUCUUCGUGACGACCGUCCCAACGCCGCAUCUCAACGGCAAACAUGUCGUGUUUGGUCGUGUGAUCAAGGGCAUGAACAUCGUCCGCCGCAUCGAAAACCUCGAAACCAUCUCCGACAAACCUACCGAACCUGUCGUCAUCGCUUCCUGCGGCGAACUCACCCCAGGACAAGACGACGGCGUCCCCACGCCCACCGACGGCGACGUCUACGAAGAGUACCCCGAAGACAUGCCCGGCGACGCCGACAAGCCCGCCGAGGAGAUGCUCGACAUUGCGGGCAAGGUGAAGGUGUUUGGGAACGAGGCGUUCAAGAAGGCGGAGUACAGGAAGGCGGUAGAGAAGUAUGAGAAGGCAGUGCGGUAUUUGAAUGCGAUACACCCGAGCCCAGAGGAUUUGGAGGAGUUGAGUGUGGAGCAGAAACAGACGUUUUUUGCGAUUAAGGUUUCGUGUUUGUUGAAUAGUGCUAUGUGCCACCUAAAAGUUACCUCCUACCGCCCUGCCGUCGACACAACCACCCAAGUCCUCGACCUCUCCCAAAAACUCGCCCCAUACGCCCCAACAUUCUCCAUCACCCCCUCCGACAAAUGCAAAGCCCACUUCCGUCGCGGGCAGGCCCUCGCGGCCCUCAAGGACACCGACGCGGCGCUGGUGGACUUGCAGGCCGCGCUGGCGAUCACGCCGGAGGAUAAGCUGAUCCAGCGGGAGGUGGCGGUGGUGCAGCGCGCGGUGAAGGAGAGGAAGGAGAGGGAGAAGAAGGCGUAUGCUAAGAUGUUUGCUUAGAGGGUUAGGUAGCGUUGAUAGCAGGCGUAAUGAUAGUUUAGAUGGAUAAUCAUGAUAAAGCAUCUUUACAUACUAUCCAAAAUUACUGGUACAUAGCGAGCACAGAGU